AUGUCUUCCUUCUAUUUGAAAAUAUAUGAUGAUUUAGUUAAGUUCACUGAUUUUUGUGACUUAAAUAAAAUAUUGUCUUUUAUAACCUACAACACAGUAGGAGGUAAAGGAUACAGGGCUGAAUUAUUUAAUCUUAUUAUAUCUGAUAUUAAUAGUACAGAAUUAUCUCUUAAGACUAGUUGUGUUUACGAGUUGCUACAGAGUGCUUUUAUUGUAGCAGAUGAUGUUAUGGAUGAAUCUUGUAUAAGACGGGGAGUAGAGUGCUACUACAGGAAGAAAGGGUUGAUCUGCUUGAAAUACGCACAGUAUCUUAUUAGUGCACUAGGUAAAUAUUUAAGGAUGGUUAGAGGAGAAAAUGAAAGAUCACCGCUAAGAGCUACAUAUUAUAAUUGUAUACUUGAUACGUGCCUAGGUCAAAUAUUAGACUCUAAGAAGAAGAGUAAAGAAGAAUAUUCUGUAGAAUUUUAUAACCGUAUUAUUGAAUACAAAACAGCAAUAUACACCUUUUAUUUACCACUAGUAUCUGGAUAUUUAUUUAGUGGUAGAAAAGAACCAUCUUAUUUGUAUGAGUACUGUAAGAUAAUUGGGAUGAUAUUUCAAAUGCAAGAUGAUUACUUAAACUUCUUUCCAGAGCUCAGUAAAAAAUCAGGUAAUGAUUUGGAAGAGAAGAAAUUAACUUAUUUUACCUGUAAAUUAGUUAAAGAAGAUUCAGAUGAAGUUAAUGAAUAUUUUAGAACUGGAAUAGUAAGUGAAGAGAUACUUAAAAUAGUAAAGGGAUAUUUCAAUAUUUACAAUGAAGAAAUAAAUAAACUUAUUGCUAAGGCGGAAGAAAUGAAUGAUGUAACUGACAGUAAGGUACAUAAUUUAUUAAUUUCUUUGUUAAAAAAGAGACAAUUUAAUAAAUAA
Molecule: messenger RNA, 906 nt
Organism: Vairimorpha ceranae
Lineage: Eukaryota; Fungi; Microsporidia; Nosematidae
Product: farnesyl pyrophosphate synthetase
Exons: 1
Coding region: 1-906 (301 amino acids)
Biological process (GO): trans, trans-farnesyl diphosphate biosynthetic process
Cellular component (GO): cytoplasm
Molecular function (GO): dimethylallyltranstransferase activity; (2E,6E)-farnesyl diphosphate synthase activity
Source: RefSeq, a predicted model, not a curated record